AUGGAAGACGCCAAGCAGCUACAUCAUCGUCUGCUCAAGUUCACACGAGGUGAGGUGACGGAUGAGGACAAUGCAUUGGAUAUUCUGCGUACAUUAGAGAAUUCUGCUGUAACGUACACAAUUUUGAAGGAGACAAAAAUGGGACAUACGGUCGGAAAGUUACGUAAACACGCAAACGAAAAGAUUGCGAAUCUGGCUCGUCUGCUGGUCAAGUCAUGGAAGAACAUGGCGUUGUCCCCUCGUGCUACUUCCGAGCCAGAGCGCAAGCCAUCGAGCAGUAGCAAAAUGGCUCAAGAGGCUUUGGAAGCAAGACUUUCUGGCUCUAAUGGACUAAAGACAGCCCCUAAGCCUGAAGCAGCUAAAGUGAGCUCUUCAUCGUUUAUUCCUGCUGGACUGGACAAGGUUCGAGCUACUGUACGGAUGAAAGUAAAAGAGAUUUUAGAAGUUUCUGAAGGUGGCGGAGAUGUCGGACAAGUGGCGGCUGCUAUUGAGGUGGCAAUGGCAAGAACGUACCAUAUGGGAGCUCCUGGAGAACAGAAGAAGGAGUAUAUGGCCAAGUAUCGCCAGUUGUCGUUUAACUUGAAGAAGAAUGGAGAGCUGCGGCAGAAUUUGCUGGAUGACAGUGUCAGUGGGGAUCAAUUGGUUAAGAUGACGGCAGAAGAGCUAGCAACGGAGGAGAAACGAGCGCAGAUUGAAAAGCUAAGGGAUGAUGCAUUCCAGGAAGCACGUCUGGAUUGGGCUGAAGCCAACCAUGAAAAAAUUCAGAAGCAAACGGGUACUGAAGGUACCAAGGGUUUGUUUACUUGUGGACGUUGCAAAUCGUCCAAGACCAGUAACACACAGAAGCAGACGCGCAGUGCAGAUGAACCGAUGACGGUAUUUGUCAUGUGCCACAAUUGUGGCAAUCGAUGGAAAUGCUAG
Messenger RNA from Peronospora farinosa, 921 nucleotides. The record is from the annotation of a GenBank genome assembly. Lineage: Eukaryota; Oomycota; Peronosporomycetes; Peronosporales; Peronosporaceae.